CUGGUGGCAUCCGAGAGACAGGUGUUCGUCAGGCAGUUGAAGCACCUGAGGAGCCUGCUGAGCCCUCAGGAUGGAGCUGCAAAGGUGACCUGCAUGGCUUGGUCCCAGAACAAUGCCAAGUUUGCCAUCUGCACAGUGGACCGAGUGGUGUUGCUCUACGAUGAACGUGGGGAUAGGAGAGAUAAAUUCUCCACCAAACCAGCUGACAUGAAGUAUGUCAGGAAAAGCUAUAUGGUGAAGGCCAUGGCUUUUUCUCCCGAUUCCACUAAAAUUGCCAUAGGACAGAUCGACAGCAUCAUCUAUGUGUACAAGAUUGGCGAAGAUUGGGGUGACAAGAAAGUCAUCUGUAAGAAAUUCAUCCAGACGAGUGCUGUCACCUGUCUGCAGUGGCCAGCAGAGCACAUCAUUGUUUUUGGACUGGCUGAAGGGAAGGUUCGUUUAGCAAACACUAAAACUAAUAAAUCAUCUACCAUCUAUGGGACAGAUUCUUACGUGGUAUCACUGACAACAAAUUCCUCUGGGAAAGGAAUUCUCUCUGGUCAUGCAGAUGGCACCAUUGUUAGGUAUUUCUUCGAUGAUGAAGGCUCUGGAGAGUCACGGGGGAGGUUGGUUAACCAGCCAUGCCCGCCCUAUGCCUUGGCUUGGGCAACCAACAGCAUCGUGGCUGCAGGUGAUCGCAGAAUUGUAGCCUAUGGAAAGGAUUGCCACGUGCUACAAACUUUUGAUUACAGCCGUGACCCUCAGGAGCGGGAGUUCACCACCGCUGCUGCAAGCUCUGGGGACCAGUCUCCAUCUCUUCUGAAAUCCACCUCCUUAAUUUCAGACUUUGGGUCUCUCAACUGGAGCCUUCGAAGAAGCAUCUGGGAAGAGGCAAAGCCCAAGGAGAUUACCAACUUAUAUACCGUCACUGCCUUGGCCUGGAAACGGGAUGGCUCACGACUCUAUGUGGGCACACUCUGUGGUGGAGUGGAACAGUUUGACUGCUGCCUCCGGAGAAGCGUUUACAAGAAUAAGUUUGAGUUGACGUGUGUGGGACCCAGCCAGGUGAUUGUGAAGAACCUGUCAUCGGGGACCCAGGUGGUACUCAAGUCACACUACGGCUACGAGGUGGAAGAGGUGAAAAUCCUCAGAAAGGAACGUUACCUGGUGGCCCACACGUCAGACACGUUGCUGCUGGGGGACCUGAACACUAAUCACCAUAGUGAGGUGGCUUGGCAGGGAUCUGGUGGCAAUGAGAAGUAUUUCUUUGAAAAUGAAAAUGUGUGCGUGAUCUUCAAUGCUGGAGAGCUAACCCCGGUGGAAUAUGGGCGUCAUGAUACCCUGGGUUCUGUGGCUACUGAAUUCAUGAACCCCCACCUCAUCAGUGUCCGUAUUAAUGAGCGGUGUCAAUGAGGGAUGGAAGACAAUAAGAAAUUGGCUUAUCUUGUUGAUGUUAAGACUCUUGCUAUCGAGUAUGACAUUGGUAACCAGUGA
This is a messenger RNA of Neogale vison (American mink), 1473 nucleotides long. Its product is annotated as intraflagellar transport protein 172 homolog. Gene Ontology annotation, molecular function: protein binding. Gene Ontology annotation, cellular component: axoneme; ciliary basal body; intraciliary transport particle B. NCBI's taxonomy places the organism in Eukaryota, Metazoa, Chordata, Mammalia, Carnivora, Mustelidae. The record is from RefSeq and is a predicted model, not a curated record. Gene Ontology annotation, biological process: intraciliary transport.